Messenger RNA from Paramacrobiotus metropolitanus, 1905 nucleotides. RefSeq lists its product as uncharacterized. Gene Ontology annotation, biological process: DNA replication. The coding region runs from base 1 to 1905 and encodes 634 amino acids. Gene Ontology annotation, molecular function: DNA binding; nucleotide binding; DNA-directed DNA polymerase activity. The transcript has 4 exons. The record is from RefSeq and is a predicted model, not a curated record. Lineage: Eukaryota; Metazoa; Tardigrada; Eutardigrada; Parachela; Macrobiotidae.
AUGCAGAAUACGUUGGCCCUAUUCCGGAAAAAAGAGCUGUUUGACUACAGCCUUAUGGAUCCUAAGAAAAAGAAAGAAUUUGAUGAAUGGUAUGCGGAAAAACAGUUAAAGGUAUAUAAUCUCAAAGAUGAACUGGAUCUAUACUGCACCAACGACGUCUUGGUUCUACGAGAAUGUUGCAAAAUCACGCAGAAGAGCUUCGAAGAGUUAUUUCCGGGAAUUCAGUGUUUCGAGCAGCCUACGAAUCCAAGCGCUGUCAUGCUAGGAUUUCAAGUGCAUUUUCUCGCGGAAAAAUGCAUCGGGAUCAUGCCAUCUUCCGGCUACGGCAGUCGACAUAACCAAAGCAACAAAGCGUUGGAAUGGAUGGCGCAUAUGGAACGUAUCUCAGGGGUGAAAAUCCAAACUUGCCGCUCUCCUGGAGGAGAAAAACGUAUCAAGCAGUUUCCCGUAGACGGGUGGGAUCCCGUGGAAAAAACGGUGUACCAGUUUCAUGGAUGUUUUUGGCACGGCUGUGCCAUACAUUUCCCGGACCCUUCGAGGAUGAAUACUGUACGCAUGAAAACGUUUGGAGAAAUUCGCGAAGAGACUGUGAAAACGAAUCUAGCGAUCCAAUCGGACCCGAAUGUACAGGCACUGGUGAUCAAGUACGAGUGCGAGUUUGACCAGGAAAAGAAAGCUGGAAUGAUAAAAUCCUUGAAGUUUCGCCCACGGCUGGACGUCCGCGGCAGUUUGGUCGGAGGGAGGACCGAAGUUUUUUCGCUGUAUGAGUCCAUUCAGCUGCCAAAUAAAGGAAAAACGUAUGACGUUAUUUCCCUGUAUCCUUCAGUUAUGGUUUUUGGGGAGUUCCCGAUUGGCCAUCCUGAAAUUGUACUUCACGACUUCGAUUACGACAUUUCCCGGUAUUUUGGCGUUGUUCAUUGUGUAGUACUCCCGCCUGCUAAUUUGUUCAUUCCUACAUUGCCUCUACGUCUACCUGACGGAAGAAUUGUGUACACCCUUUGCCGCCAGUGCUCUAUCGAUAUUAAUAUUGCCUUUCCUUGUGGUCAUGAUGACUCGGAGCGUAUGUUUGAGGGAGCCUGGACGACGCCCAUGUUAAAUCAAGCAGUUCUGGAUGGCUACAAAAUUGUUGAAAUUUUUGAAGUGCAUCAUUUUGGACGGACCAGCAAGUACAAUCCUUUAACAAAGGAAGGUGGAAUAUUUGCUGAAUUUAUCCUAUCGCUCAUCCGGAAAAAGAUUGUUAACAGUGGCUUUCCGUCAAGUGUUUUGACCGAUGAGGAGAAACUUGAAUAUUGCAAUCAGUACGAGAAAACACUCGGAAUAGUGUUUGCCCCGGAGGAAGUUGUUGAUAACCCUGGACUGCGGUACUGCGCAAAGAUCGCAGCGAAUUCAACGUGGGGCAGGUACGUAAUGAGGCCGCUGUUCCAGCAAAAUAAGUACUGCAAGACGUAUCAAGAAAUGAGAGACGUUGUAUUCAACUCUCAGUUUGAUACCAAGGAUAUUCGCCUGUUGGUUCUGUUGAAAGCCAUGCGCAUUAAAAACGAGGACACCUUGUACUGCGACACCGAUUCCAUUUUCUUUAUCAGCCGACAUGGAGUGGCAGAACCACCGAUUGGAAAUAUUAUCGGGGAUUUCUCGGAUGAAUUAAACGGGAAACAUUUUGUUGAAUGGGCAGCACUGGGAAAAAAGUCCUACUGUCAAGUCUUGAGUGAUGGGGAGCAGCGGAUGAAAUGUAAGGGGAUACCGAAGACUCAUCGUCUCAGGGAGAAUGUGAAUAUGGCCGUUAUGAAGGAUAUCUUAUUCGGCUCAGGACCGCCCACCGUCGUUGCCUGCAACGAACUAUCGUUUAAACGAAAUAUGGAGAAUCUGAGUAUCCAGAACGUGAACCUCACUCGUCGUGUCUCCUGA